Messenger RNA from Lachancea sp. 'fantastica', 1719 nucleotides. The record is from the annotation of a GenBank genome assembly. NCBI's taxonomy places the organism in Eukaryota, Fungi, Ascomycota, Saccharomycetes, Saccharomycetales, Saccharomycetaceae.
AUGGUAGAGUGUUCGAGCAGCUCAAGAUCGAAACUAAAAAACCGUCCCAUUGGCGUCGCACCGCAGCACCGGAUGUCUGACUACCAGCGGGUACGACCUUUGCAAAAUUUCGAGGUCGACACAAAUAACGUCGGUCGCGUAGGCAGUGUUUUUCAAAAGCGAUGGUCAAAUUGGAAAAUAGUAAAUGUUCUACGCAAGUAUGGAAGAUUCAUUGGACCAGGGCUUAUGGUGUCUGUUUCGUACAUGGAUCCCGGAAAUUUUAGCACUGCGGUAGCGGCAGGUUCUGCCCAUCGCUAUAAAAUGCUGUUUUCCGUACUUGUUGCCAAUAUUUUGGCCGCGUUUUGGCAGUGUUUAUGUGCGAAAUUGGGUGCUGUCACAGGACUGGAUCUGGCUCAAAAUUGCCGUCGUCACUUACCAACGAAUUUGAAUCUGGUACUGUACAUCUUGGCCGAAGUGGCCAUCAUUGCCACGGAUCUGGCUGAAGUGGUCGGUACAGCUAUUUCAUUAAACAUUCUAUUCAACGUGCCAUUGCCCUUGGGGGUAAUUCUCACAGUCGUCGACGUGCUGGUUGUUCUUAUGGCGUACCGUCCCAACGGUUCCUUGAGACUUAUUCGGUGGUUCGAGAUUUUCGUGUCGCUGCUCGUGGUAGGGACCGUAGUGUGCUUUUCUGUCGAGCUAUUUUCUGUCUCGAUCGAAAAUGUGGGCGAGGUGUUCAAAGGGUUCAUGCCGAGCAAAGCUGUUGUUGAAGGCGACGGCAUUUACCUAAGUUUGGCAAUCCUGGGCGCCACUGUUAUGCCGCACAGCUUGUACCUCGGGUCAGGUGUGGUGCAGCCCAGAUUGCGCGAUUACGACAUCAACAACGGACACUACAAACCCAGUGACACUGAUGUCGACAACAAUCACGAAAAUUAUAAACCAUCCUAUGAUGCCAUCAACGACACGCUCACUUACACUAUAGCCGAGCUUCUGGUGUCACUGUUCACGGUAGCUCUGUUCGUUAACUGCUCCAUUCUAAUAGUAGCGGGCGCAACGCUGUAUGGAUCACCACAGGAAUCUAGCGCGGAUCUUUUCACGAUCUAUGAGCUCUUGUGCAAAAGUUUAUCAAAAGCAGCAGGUACAGUCUUCGUGCUUGCGUUAUUGUUUUCGGGCCAAUCUGCGGGAAUCGUGUGCACUUUGAGCGGGCAAAUGGUUUCUGAAGGUUUUCUGAAUUGGACCAUUGCGCCUGCAUUGCGCAGGGCUCUCACUAGAGCCGUAGCCAUCACUCCGUGUUUGAUUUUGGUCUUGGUCGCUGGACGCCGGGGCCUAAGCGGUGCUCUAAACGCCUCUCAAGUCGUGUUAUCGUUGUUGCUGCCGUUCGUUUCAGCGCCCCUGCUGUAUUUCACAAGCAGCAAGAAGAUCAUGCGUGUGGAUUUGGCAAAUAAUUGUUACUACGAUGAUCGUGACCGGGGCAUUCCUUUGCAGAAUCUGGCGGCUGAUAAUGCAGCAGACAGUACAGACGAUGAAAAUGGUGGCAAUGAUAGCGAUAGUCUCGACAUUGAUGUAGCGCUGCCGUCUGGGAAUCACAACAACAGUGGCAGCGACAGCGACGAUCAUCUCUAUGCCGAUAUGAGCAACAGUACUUUCACAACAAUCAUGGCUGUCUUGCUGUGGCUAUUCAUCUCUGCUUUGAAUUUCUAUCUACUCACAAGCUUCUCCACGGGUAAUGAUGUACAUAUGUAA